ACAAAGGAACCAUGCAGUCAGCAGUAAGGCUCGUCGUGUGCUUGUUUCUUCUCUCCUCGGUUUUGGGCGGCUCGUACCAGAGCGGCCCCAAGCUACGUCGUGAUGGUGUUCUCAACCUGUAUCCAUUCCCGCGAGUCGGCCGAGCCUCUCAUCACACGUGGCAGAUACCCAUCAAUGAUCUGUAUUUAGAAUAUGAUCCAGUGGACAAGCGGCAACUGUACGCGUUCCCCCGGGUCGGACGGAGCGAGCUCUCUCUCCUGCGACCUGAACAGCAUUUAGACGCCCUGCAGCCAGUUCCUGCUCGGCGCACAGAAGGUCCGGGCAUGUGGUUCGGACCCCGGCUCGGCAGGUCCUUCAAAAGCGACGAAGACGAAAUCACAAUCCAAAACAACAACUUGGAGCGCAGCGAGCCCGAGCUUAUGGAGAGAAAGAAACGAAACGCGCACUUAAACUAAUACUGACAAACAGAAUAUAAAUAAAGCUGCAAUACUCGCUUCGUUCCCACUUCAUUAUAAAUAACAUUAGAAUACACAGAAGACUAUAGAAUGAAUGAAAUGAAAAACAGACUAUUAUUCCUAAUGUUGUACUAUUAUUAAACUUUUGAAAAUCGAAAAUUAACGUUAUUUAUGCCGAAGGUCUGACUUUCCCUCCCAUAUUCCUUUCCGAAAAUAGACAAUGCACCCACCAUCUGGCUAGAGGUGAAAAGGGGCAAUCCAACAUAUACCUAUUAUUACCCAAAUAGAUUUUAAAUACGUUGAAUACAUGUUAAUUAUUAUAAGGUUUGUUGCCAAAAUUAUUUGUAAGGCUGGGCGGUUUUGUUCAUACGAAAAUGUUAAUAAUUCCGAUGAAUAAUUUUGGCAAACGUUUAAAUGUUAAUAGUUGUUUGUAAAUGCAACAAUUUAUUUAAAUAAAGAAAAUCACUCUUAAA
This is a messenger RNA of Manduca sexta (tobacco hornworm), 928 nucleotides long. RefSeq names its product CAPA peptides (gene CAPA). Gene Ontology annotation, biological process: neuropeptide signaling pathway. Lineage: Eukaryota; Metazoa; Arthropoda; Insecta; Lepidoptera; Sphingidae. Gene Ontology annotation, molecular function: neuropeptide hormone activity. The transcript has 5 exons. The record is from RefSeq and is a predicted model, not a curated record. The coding region runs from base 12 to 455 and encodes 147 amino acids.